Messenger RNA from Lemur catta (Ring-tailed lemur), 608 nucleotides. It is a transcript of the gene TMEM217, whose product is annotated as transmembrane protein 217. The transcript has a single exon. The coding region runs from base 1 to 567 and encodes 188 amino acids. NCBI's taxonomy places the organism in Eukaryota, Metazoa, Chordata, Mammalia, Primates, Lemuridae. The record is from RefSeq and is a predicted model, not a curated record.
AUGAAACAGCAGCUCUGGUGUGGGAUGACUGCCAAAACUGGCACAGUGUUGUCAGGGGUCUUCACCAUCAUGGUCACAAAUAUGUACCUCAUCUUUGAACAGAAGUACCUAAGCCUUAGCAAUUGCACUGACAUCACACUGUGGAGCAAGACUACAAGUGCCACAAUCAGUGAAUAUAUCAACUGCUGGAGUUGGAACAUUGUCCUUUUGCUAUCUCUCAUCACCAUCAUGAUCAGUUGCUUCCUCCUGUACUCGGUGUAUACCCAGAUCUACACGGGUCUGAUAGUCUACAUCAUCUGGAUCUUUCUCUACGAAACUGCAAACGUUGUAAUAGAAAUUGUCACCAACAAUGAUGACAGAAUCGUUUUAGAUGUCAGAGUCAUGCGCUGGUUUGGCUUGGUGACCCGUAUAUGCAUGCACUGUUUCUGGAUAUUCUUUGUCGUCACCUACAGCCACAUAUGCUACAAAAAUUACAGACCGAGCAAUAUCAUUUCCUACAACAGACGCGUUUCUGUGACUGGCGGAGACUCUCUGCGGCAGAAACCAAAAUUUCAUCCACCACAAUAAUAAUGUUGCCUGUUCUUUCUCCUGAGAGGGAGUUCCCUCAG